AUGGUUCAGUCGAUGGACUCGUUACCGGUACGCCUUCUGCCAGCGAAUCUCCGACCGCUAGCCUACCGGGUGCUUUCGAAGAAGCAUGGGCUCAAUAUUAAGACCGACGCCCUCGCCAAACUCACAGAGGCGGUGUCGCUCAAAUUUGGCGCCAACUGGAAAGGACGCGACACCUUCGAAUUCCUCGAGGAAGUGGCUCGCAUAUGGAAGCUAGAGGACAGGGGCCUCUUCUUGGACGAAGAUGGUAUCACCCAAGUGCUUAAGCUGAUGGAGCUUCAGCCACAGCGACGGAUAACUCCGGAACUUAGCGAUGACCCUUCGGCCACUCAACUCGCUCUCAAUUGGAAGGAGUAUUUCCGAGUCAUCAAUCCGCCUGACCAACCGUUUUAUGCUUACGAUCGAACCCGAAAACAAUUCUACACGUUAAACGAGCAGCCUAGUCACCUUGAGGCUGCCAUUGAAAUGUUCACCCAACGCUAUCUGAUUAUUGCUGAUCGACUAUCAAGAAAUGAGAUGUUCCAGAAGAAAAGCUUUUCCAGUGUCCUGCUGUUUCGGGAGACUGCCCCUACCCAUGAGAUCUCGAUGAUCAAGAACAUGCUUGGGCGGGAUGGGAACACAUUUUUCCUCUUCGGACUUUUGGCCACUGAUGCCGAGGGCAACUGGAUUCUCAAUGAUGCUAGUGAUACCGUGGAACUUAAUUUGGAUCAGACAUAUAAGAACGUCCUGACUUUCUACGGACCGGGGAUGUUUGUUAUCGUUGAAGGCAUUUACAGUGCUCUGGGAGGGCACCAUGGCCUGACAUCGAUGGUGGGGUGUUUUUACGUGUCAAAUAUGGCGCUGCCCACCGCCGAACGGAGAGAAACGUCGCUUGAUAAUUUUGGACACCUUGAUUUCAUGGGUAUCAAUCAGGAUGCGGAACCCGACCAACCCGUCACUCGCGUUCCUAAAGAAAUGAUCAAACAAUUGGUAUCACUUGAGAAACAAUACACUGGUCAUAAAAUGAUUUUCCUCGGAUCGGAAUGUCAUCUUGAUGAUCCCGAUGUACUCUCGGCGCUUCGCAAGUUUUUCCAUAAACUUGAAGCUGACUUGACUCAAGCUUACGAAACCAAUGAUUUGUUUAAUGACAACAGUGAACGUCGUGCACCAUUGGCGAUUGUCAUGACAGGGUCGUUUGUGCUGACGCCCGUGGUUCCCACCACUAUCAGUUAUGGCAGCUCCUCCAACUCUCAGCGCUACAAACAAGGGUUUGACAGCUUGGCACUGAUAUUGGAGCCUUUGAAUCAGGUAAAGAAGUGCAAAUUUGUGCUUAUCCCUGGAAGCAACGAUCCAUGGCAACUGAUGUGGUCUCAGGGCGCCACCGCUGUCAACGUCGUGCCUCAAAAACCCUUAUCAAAACAAGUGACUCUGCGACUUCAACGGACACUCAGAGACAAUCUAGAGUUGGCAUGGAAUCCUGUACGCAUUAACUACUGCUCUCAGGAGAUCGUCGUGAUCAAACAGGACUACAUGAAUAAGUUUAAGCGUCUGGACAUCAUCUUCGCUAACGAUCUUGAACGGAUGAGAGCCGAAGCCGAAGCUGAAGAUGCGGUGCCUCGUGAUCAAGAUGAACGGAUCCGACAAGUGGCAAGCCAAGGCAAGGGCACUCUUCUUCCUCGUACCGUCGAACAGGCUCGUCGACUCGUGAAGACGGUGCUUGACCAAGGUAACUUGGAGCCUUUCCUCCCUACGCUGCGAGUGGUAAAUGCUCGUUACAACCACGCUCUCCGCUUGGAGCCGAUGCCGACGCUUAUGGUUAUGCUCGAUGCUCUGUUUGACCAAUUUGAGUUAUUGUACAUGGGUUGCCGCGUGGUUAACUUGGGCCGAUUAAUAUCGAUGCCUCGCGAGCUCAAUUACGGUGUUUACUAUCCUCAUCUGCGCCGCUUUGUGCUUGAGGUUCUUCAUUGCUGA
Molecule: messenger RNA, 1947 nt
Organism: Diutina rugosa
Lineage: Eukaryota; Fungi; Ascomycota; Pichiomycetes; Serinales; Debaryomycetaceae
Gene: DPB2
Product: DNA polymerase epsilon noncatalytic subunit
Exons: 1
Coding region: 1-1947 (648 amino acids)
Biological process (GO): DNA-templated DNA replication; error-prone translesion synthesis
Cellular component (GO): epsilon DNA polymerase complex
Molecular function (GO): DNA binding
Source: RefSeq, a predicted model, not a curated record